Cuscuta europaea is the source of this 870-nucleotide messenger RNA. NCBI's taxonomy places the organism in Eukaryota, Viridiplantae, Streptophyta, Magnoliopsida, Solanales, Convolvulaceae. The record is from the annotation of a GenBank genome assembly.
UUAUGAUAGAGUACUUUGUGAUGUGAAUUAAUAAUCCAAUUAGUCAAAAUUGGAAUGAAUUCAUUGCUACGUUUCAGAUACAGUUUGAUAUGAAGAAUCAAAAUGAAGACAUGGACAAUGUUGAUAGGGAUGAACUGGAUGGGAGGCCACGUAGGCGAGAAAAGACAAAGAAGAAGAUGAUGUUGAAGAAAAGUGGUGAUCAUAAAGUGAUUGUGGAAGUUAAUGAGCUUGGUGUUUUAGCAGGUAAGGUCUGGACGGAACUGUCUAAUUACCUUGGGGUUAUAGUCAGGGACCAUGUGCCCAUAGUGUACCAUGACUGGAGAAGAGUCCCGCUUAAGUUGAAAAAUGAUAUGUUGACGCAUAUUCAGGAUCUGUUUGUGUUGCCUACUAAUUCAGAGAAACAUAUACUCCAAACAAUGGGAGCUGCACAUAAAAAUUUUAGAUGCACUUUGUACACUGAAUUCAUUGCACAACACAUGGAUGAGCCCGAGAAGUUAAGCUUACCUCCAAAAGAAUAUAAGCACAUUGGUACUGAUGAAUGGAGAAUAUUUGUGAAGAGGUGCUUUACAGAAGAAUUCCAGGUGAUAGAACUUACUAAUGCAUUUAAUAUAAGUAGAAACAUUUGUGAAUAUAUGUAAUAAUUUUGUUAAAUGCUUUUAGGAAAAAAGCAAAAAAGCAUGUGAAAAUCGAAAGAAGAAUAUAUAUAAUCACCGAUUAGGUUCAACAGGUUAUGGAGGGUUACUUUUAAAGAAGAAAGAACAACUUGGAAGUACUGUCAACGACAUUGAUCGAGCGGAUACAUGGCUCUUGGGAAGAGAAAGAAAAGAUGGUGGAUAUGAUCCCGAGGUUUUGGAAGUUGCAGAAGAAAUA